Molecule: messenger RNA, 8283 nt
Organism: Closterium sp. Yama58-4
Lineage: Eukaryota; Viridiplantae; Streptophyta; Zygnematophyceae; Desmidiales; Closteriaceae
Source: the annotation of a GenBank genome assembly
AUGCCUCCUCUCGCUGAUGACCGUUACCGCGUUAGAGCGGCAUCCAUGGCUGCUCUCGCCGCAUCGCCUUCCGAGUCCGCGUCUUCUCAACCCUCUUCCUGUCAACCCUCCUCUGUCUCGCCGCUCGAAGGAGCCUCAUUUCUCGAAACCGCGUCGUCUGGACCUUCUUUCGCUGCCUCGUCCCUCAGAACACCGUUGCGUGAUGAUCGUGAUCAUGCAAAACAUGAUCAUGUGAAACAUGAUAAGUCACCAUGCGCUGCCUCGUCUUCCCAAAUAGAAUCCUCGUCUCCCCAAGAAGCAUCCUCCCACAGAACAUCGAGUUCCCCGAAAUCAGCGGCGUCGUCGGACUGCUGUCGAUCGCGCGUCGACUCCGAUGCUUCAGUUCAUCGAGUCGCCAACCACGCGCGCGCCUCAAGCAUGGACUCUGAGGGUGCGCGCGAGCAGCGUCGGGGGAGGGAGGAUACGGAGCGGAAUGAUAGAGUGGGCAUGGUUGUAGAGCGGGCUUGGAGUCGCAGAAGGGAUUCGCUAGUCGUCGCAGAUGCGUCGUCGCGGGAUACCGUCGCAGAGUCGCACGAGCGUGCGACGGAGGGAUCCACGUCGGUACGCCGGCGUGGCGUUCGCAGCUCGUUUCAUCAUCCCUCCACACGUGAAACUGCCUCCCAACUCGCCGUUUCAACUCCCGCUUCCCAUGUCCCCGUUCGCCGAGCGCAACGACACGUGGCGCCGCCGUACGGAGGGACGUACGGAUCCUGCGGUUCCGUACUCGCUAUGAUCUGCCUCGUUAACCUCGUCUCGUGCUCGUCCGCGGUGUCCGUCCUGGCCGCCGCGAAAGCCGCCGCGAAAGCCGCUCCACCACCGACGAGCCAGCCGAGCGUUCUGCCGGCCUCGUGCUUCUUCGCGCUCCAGGCGUGCGAUUUCGCCUUCAACAACUCACUCGGCUUCGUGCCGCUCUACGCACUCUCAGUCAUCCAGCCCGACGUGCCCUUCACACAGGGCAUCAUGCACAGCAAGCGAUCGGCGCCGGCAAUAUCGGGAAAGCUCAAGCCGCAGUGCAAAGCUGUUAGCGUCUGGAAGUUCAAAGCACUCAAGUGCCCGCCACUCGCAAUAGUUCCUCCCUCCAGCUCUGAGUCUCCAAGCAUUCGCUUUGCAGCUAAAGGACAAGUGUCAGGAACUGGGUACAGUGGAGCAUGCUUCACCAUGAGUUUCUCGCAAUUAUUGGUGAAGCUAGGGAGUGGCCCAAAGGGUAUUCUUAAAUUGACAUCAGGGGAUGGCAAUACACAAUUUCCAGAGAACCGAAGAUCCUGGCGGGAGCAUGCUCAGGGAGGAUCCGAGCACGAGCAGCACGGGCAGCAGCAGAACGGGCAGUUUGCGCAGCAAACGUGGGAGCACGGGCAGCAGCAGAACGGGCAGUUUGCACAGCAAACGUGGGAGCAUGGGCAGCAGCAAAACGGGCAGUUUGCACAGCAAACGCACGAGUUUGGACAGCAGCAGAACGGGCAGUUUGCCCAACAAACGUGGGAUCACGGGCAGCAGCAAAACGGGCAGUUUGCGCAGCAAACGUGGGAGCACGUUCAGCAGCAAAACGGGCAGUUUGCGCAGCAAACGCACGAGUUCGAGCAGCAGCAGAACGGGCAGGUUGUGCAGCAAAUGCACGACCUCGGGCAGCAACAGAACGGGCAGUUUGUGCAGCAAACGUUCGAGCAUGCGCCUGAGAGAAGGGAGCCGCGGCCCAGGAUGGUUCAGGCGUGGGACUGGGAUGGUGUGGAGGCACGAGGAGCAGAGGUGGGAGUGAGAGAGAGGGAGAUCGAGGCGUGGAGGGAGGGUCUUUGGCGCGGCGAGGAUGGUGAUCAGGCUGUGAAGGCUGAACCAGAAGAAGGGGAGCGAGUGACCUGCUCGCCUGGCGUCCCUUCGCAUGAUGACCUUUGCCCUGUCAGCGUUUCGCCUGGUAGCAAUCCGUGUGGUAACAUUUCGCAUGGGUUGUCGGAUCUGCGUCCUUCUGACCAGGCUGCUGCAGGAAACGGGGUUGGGGGGAGGCGAGUUGUGAGCUAUGGGGACAUUGAGGCGGAAACAAGGGGGGAGGAGGUGCCUGGUUUGGCGAGUAACGCUUGGCCUGGUAACCCUUCGCCUGCUGCUGCGAACGCUAUCCAGAGAAGGAGAGUUGUGGACUAUGGGGACAUUGGCGCGGAAGCAAUUGGGGAGGAGGUGCCUGGCUUGGCGUGUAACGCUUGGCCUGGUAACCAUUCGCCUGCUGCAGCGAUCGGCUUUGAGAGAAGGAGAGUUGUGAGCUAUGCUGAUGUUGGCCUGGAUGAAAGGGAGGAGGCUUCUGCUACUCUCUCUGCCGCACAUCGCCCCACUGCCACUCUCUCUGCCCCACGCCGCCCCCUAACGAGUCUCUCCGCCCUGCUUCGGCGAUUCUUAGGAGACGAAGCCGCUGCAAAGCCAACCCUGGAGCCGGCGGUGGGGGAGAGAGGGGCUGUGGAGUUGACUCGCGAUUCAGAAGCAGGUGAAACACCAGCUGGUUUCAAUUCAAGGGAAGGUGAAGCAACAGUUGGUUCCAAGUCUGUGGUUGGUCGGAAUUCAGGGCCAGGUGAAACAGCAGGUGGUUUCAUUUCAACGGCAGGCGAACCAACAGUUGGUUCAGUGGUUGGUCCGAAUUCAGGGGCAGGUGAAACAGCAGGUGGUUCUAAUUCAAGAGCAGGUGAAGCUGCAGAGGGAGUGGUUCACGCGCCUGUGGGCCGUGAAGAGGCCGCGGAAUUGGAGGAAGGGGAGAUUGGAGAAGAGGAGGUUGAGGCUGGGGAGGAACAGGGCGAGGAGGUCUGGAGGCGUGCGGAUCAAGCAGAGGCGAGGGAAAGAGGUGGAGGGGGCGAGAGAGCAGCGGUGGUUUUGAGGGGAAGAGGUGGGGAGGGCGAGAGAACAGCGGUGGAUCAAACAGAGUCGAGGGGAAGAGGUGGAGAGGGUGAGGAAGUUAGGAGAGGAGAGGAAGACGCGCAGGUGCUGGGUGUGGUGGGGGAGAGUCGAGAGGUAAGGAGCGGAGCGGAUGGGGAUGUGAGGAGCGGAGCGGAUGGGGAUGUGAGGAGAGGAGGUGAGCUUGAGGGAGUGCCGUGUGGAGAGGUCCAGGAGAUGAGAAGCAGUGAGGGGCAAGAGAAGGGUGUGGAAGGGUAUGAUGGGGUGGGAAAUGGUGAUGGGAGGGCAUCUGGUGGAGCGGCAGUAGCUUGUGCUGGCAAAGAUGGGAAGCAGCAGCAGGAUGGGAAGGAGAAGCGAGAUGAGGAGAGAGGGAGUGUCCGAGUGGGGGUAGCUGGUGCUGAGGAGGGGAAGGAAGGGAGGGGCGUGGCCGAGAAGGAAGAGAGGGGAGAGGAGGAGAAGGAAGAGAGGUGGGAGGAGGAGAAGGAAGAGCGGGGAGAGGAGGAGAAGGAAGAGAGGGGAUUAGAGAAGGAAGAGCGGGGAAAGAAGGAGGAGAAGGAAGAGAGUCCCACAGCCCCACAGCCUUCGCCACAGCCGGAGGGUUUGCUACAGCCUGAGAGGCAAGCAGUGCCAGUCAUUCGGCUGCAGCCGGGAAGUCAACCGCAGUCUGGGAGUCUGCAACAGCCGGAGGGAUCGCUACUGCCGGAGGGUUUGCUACAGCCGGCUGCCCUUGAACCUGCUAUGCCCACAGGUCAGCAGCAGAAGAAGCCUGUGACCUUCAAGCUCGCUCCUCUCAAGAAGCCGGCUGGUAAAGACGGGGGGAAACGAGGUGGGGGUGGAUUGGAGAAGGCGGGGAUACCUAAGGGGCUUGAGGGCCUGAAGCAAGCCAAGGCUGCAGUGGUCAAGGGGACUGGCUCAGAAGGUGCAGCGGCAGCAGCAGAGGGGGCAGUGUGUAAAGGGAAUGACCUAGGGGUUGCAGCAGCAGCAGCUGAGGGAGCAGUGGGUAAAGGGACUGGGCAAGAGGGUGCGGCAGCAGUGGAGGGGCGUCAAGAGAAGUCUGUAACAGGGGAGGAGAGUCGACAAAUGGCUGUAGCAGGAGAGGGGGGUCAACAAACGGCUGUAGCAGUGGAGGAGAGUCAACGGAAGGUUGUAGCUGGGGAGGGGAAUCAGCCACAGGGUGUAGCAGGGGAGGAGGGUCAACACAAGUCUGUAGCAGCGGAGGAAAAGAGUCAACAAAUGGCUGUAGCAGGGGAGGAGAGUCAACAGAAGGCUGUAGCGGGGGGGGAGAAUCAACAACAGGGUGUAACGGGGGAGGAGAGUCAACAGAAGUCUGCAGCAGCGGAGGAGAGUCAACACGAGUCUGCAGCAGCAGCGGAGGAGAGUCUACAGAAGUCAGUAGCAGGGGAGGGGAGCCAACGAGAGGCUGUAGCUGAGGAGGAGAGUCGGCAAGAGGCUGUUGGAAGACAAGCUACUGUAGCAGAAGAGGCCGAGUGGGCAACUGUAGCAGAAGACAUGAGUCAACGCAAGUCUUCAAUUGGCAAGGGGGCAAAGCAAGCCACUGUUGCAGAGAAAACGAGUCAACGCAAGUCUUCAGUGGUCAAAGUGGCUAAGCAAGCGAUUGCUGCAGCGGACACGAGAAAACUCAAGACGGACUCCCUAGGGUCUGAGAUGCACUCUCAGGAAUCCCCGAUGCUGGCAUUGCUGUCCCUGGCGAACCUAGCUCACACCGCUGCUGGUACUGCCGAACCUGUGGUUCCCGCCGGACCUGCAUUUCUUGCCGGACCUACGCCUCCUCCGAAGCUGGCCCCGAUCCUGGAAUCUGCUUCUCCUGCCGAGCCUGCUGCCACCACACCUCUACCCGAGCCUGUGUCUGCACUAGAACCUGCUUGGAAAUCUUCUCCUGCACGUGUGGCUAAGCGUUCCCUGUUGUUUGAAACCCCUCAGGAAGAGAAGGAAGAGGAGGGGGAGGAAGCAGAGGGGAAUGGGGAGGAGGAGAGGGAAGAAGAGGAGAAGGAAGUAGAGGAGAAGGGGGAAGUAGAGGGUAAUGGGGAGGAGGAGGAAGAAGAGGAGGAGGAGACACAGUUUGAGAACCCAUGGGACCUGGUUCUGAACGUGCAUGCAUCUUCAGGGUCUGACUCCGGGAGUGAAGGAGGGGGAGAGAACGAGGGGGAGAGGGGUGGAGAGAGCGGGGGAGAGAGGGGGGUAGGAAGGAAGCCGGGAGUUGUGUCUGGGGUGCUGGAGGAGUUACCAGUGCUGCAGGGUGUGUUCGAGCUUCCGAGACCAGAGAUUGCAAUUUUUGAGCCAACGCCGGAGAAGGGCGGGAGGGGAGGUGUUGGUGGUGGUUCUGAUGGUGAGGAGGAGGAGGAUGAAGAUGUUGAUCCUUGGAGCCUGGAUCUGCUGCCGUGUGGUGACGUGGCAGGUGCAGGUGACGUGGCAGGUGCAGCUGACGUGACAGGUGCAGCUGACGUGGCAGGUGCAGGCGACGUGGCAAAUAGAGGAUUAGGGAAAGGAAACGAAGUCACCAGGGGAGGAGGCACAGAUGGGAGUAAGGCGAAGGAAGGGGGAGAAGGAAUGGGGAGGGAGCAGGGGGAGGUUGCAGCAGUAGUGGAGGCUGGCGACGCAAAUGCAAGAGAUUCAGGUAACGCAAGGGAUGCUGGUUUGAGUGGUAAAAAUACGACUGGUGGUGGUGAGAGUGCACGUGAGGAGAUUUAUAACGGAGAAAGUGCUUAUAAUGAGGACACAAGUGGUGGGGAUUCGUUUAUCGAUCUUGCAUCUGAUACAAUUGAAACGAGUGCCGAAGCUGCUGUGGCUGCUGGUGAUGAAGGUUCGACUGGUGAAGUCACAGGUGCUGAGAAACCUUCUAAGCGAUUACCUGAGAAUUUAUUUGAGGAGAAUAUACCUGAGGAAUCCCCUGCUGUUGUUUCAAUCGGUGCAACUGUUGCAAGUGCUGGAGCUGCUGCUGCAGCCAGUGCUGAUGUGCCACCUGGCGUGCCACCAACGAAUCUGCUGACGUAUUCAAGAAAAAAAGCAGGGGGUGGUGCGAGUGCAAGUCAAGAAGGGCUUGACGGUGACGUGGGAUCGAAAACGGGAGAAGCGGGAGUGAGAGGAGGAGAGGGCAAUGCCCCUGCGGCAGCAAGCGGGGCAGGUGGAUCUGGAACAGGUGUAUCUGUGGCUGCAGGGAAGGCAGGUGCAUCUGUUGCAGCAGGAAAUGGAGGUGUAUCUGCAGCUGUGGGAAAGGCAGCAGCUGCAGGUGUAACUGGGGGAGGUGUACCUGCCACUGCAGGCGUAACUGGGGGAGGUGCAUCUGCGGCUGCAGGUGUGAGGAUAUUGCAUUCUGACAAUCACUUGACAUCACAUGUCUCCCACGCUUUCUCCCUCUCCCACGCUUUCUCCCUCUCCCACGCUUUCUCCCUCUCCCACGCUUUCUCCCUAUCCCAUGCUUUCUCCCUAUCCCACGCUUUCUCCCUCUCCCACGCUUUCUCCCUCUCCCACGCUUUCUCCCUCUCCCACGCUUUCUCCCUCUCCCACGCUUUCUCCCUCUCCCACGCCUUCUCCCUCUCCCACGCUUUCUCCCUCUCCCACGCUUUCUCCCUCUCCCACGCUUUCUCCCUCUCCCACGCUUUCUCCCUCUCCCACGCUUUCUCCCUCUCCCACACUUUCUCCCUCUCCCACGCUUUCUCCCUCUCCCACGCUUUCUCCCUCUCCCACGCUUUCUCCCUCUCCCACGCUUUCUCCCUCUCCCACGCUUUCUCCCUCUCCCAUUCUCUCAGGUUCGUGGCACAGCAGCUCUACACGCGCUCCUCCUCAGGCUUCUCGCUUCGCCGCUCAGGUGCUCUUUUGCUCUUUCGCUCUUUUUCUCUGUUGCUCUGUUGCUCUGUUGCUCUUUUGCUCUUUUGCUCUCUCUUGCUCUCUUGCUCUUUUGCUCGUGUGCGGGCGGCCCGUGGUGCGAAGAGCCUGCAGUGGAACAAGGAGCAGCAGGAGCAGGAGAAGAAAGCGAGAGAGGAGGCCACAAAAGCAGCGGCAGAAGCUUCCAGGAAGCAGCGGCAGCGCAAAGAGGCAUUGGAGAAAGCAAAGAAGGCGAUUGCGAGGAGCCAAGCAGAGCAGCGGGCCAAGAGACGGGCAGAAAAAGAGCGCAUCCGGGCAGAGAACGCAAAAGUUAAGGCUGCCCGGAUGGCUGCUAGGGUGGCGGCGAAAAAAGCUGGUGCUGCUAUUCUUGCAGCAAGGCGGCAGCAGACCAAGGACAAGUCGCCACGUGGCAAGGCACAUGCACACGCACACCUGCCCGUGCCGCUCACUGCUGCUCUCGCUGCCACGAGCUACAGGCGUGUGGGCAGGCAGGGCAGCCAGCUGGUGCGGGACUCAAAGGCUGCCAUGCGCACAGCUGCUGGAGCCCGGGUGCGCUACAGCCUUCAGAACGCGCGCUACAGGCGGCAAAAGCAGCAGCAGCAGCUGUGCCAGUACUUUACUCGGCUGGGGCAGUGCCGCAAAAAGGAUUGUCGUUUCCUGCACGAUGCGAGCAAAGUGGCGCUAUGUGUGCGGUUCAUAAGGGGGAUGGAGUGCGACGAGUCUCGAUGCAAGCUGACUCACAAGAUUAUCCCCGAGCGAAUGCCUGACUGUACCUUCUAUUCCAAGGGCACAUGCAGCAACAAGCCUUGUGUGUAUCGGCACGUGAAGCUGCCUCCAAGCACACCCGUGUGCCCUGAAUUUCUCAGAGGAUACUGUGAGAAAGGGCUGGCAUGCACACAGCAGCACACAUAUGAGUGUCCCGAGUUUGCUUCUAAAGGGGAUUGCGCUGCAGGCAAGAAGUGCAGGCUUUGGCACAGGAAGAAGGCAGAGGAAGGGAGUGGAAAGGGUGGGGGGAAGAAGAGAAAGAAAAGUGAGGAGAGUGAGGACGAGAGGGAGGAGGAGAGUGAGGAGGAGGGUAUGGAGGAGAGUGAGGAGGGGAGUGAGGAGGAGACAGGGGUGGAGAAUGAGGAGAUUGCAGAGAAGAGUGUGGGGGAGGAGGAAGAGGAGAGGUUGGACGAAGAAGAGAAACUGAAGGUUGGGAAGGGAAGAGGGAGAAACACUUUGAAGCUUUUUGGUGGUGAUAGUGAGGAGGAGAGGGAGGAGGGGAGAGAGGAGGAGGGUGAAGAAGAAGAGGAGGAGGAGAGGGAGGAUGAAGAGAGGAGGUUGUUGAAAUUGUUUGGUGAGGAUAGUGAUGAGGAGGAGGAGGAAGAAAAGAAGGAGAGCGAGGAGAGUGAGGAGAGCGAAAAGGAGAGUGAGGGGAGCGAGAAGGAGAGUGAUUAUGAACCGGAGAAUGAGGAGGAAAGUGAGGAAGAGUGGGAUGGUGGGGAGAGGGAGGAGCAAGGGAGCGAGGAAGAGGAGGAAGAAGAGGAAGAAUAG